Messenger RNA from Amaranthus tricolor (Joseph's coat), 615 nucleotides. RefSeq lists its product as uncharacterized. Lineage: Eukaryota; Viridiplantae; Streptophyta; Magnoliopsida; Caryophyllales; Amaranthaceae. The record is from RefSeq and is a predicted model, not a curated record. The coding region runs from base 1 to 615 and encodes 204 amino acids. The transcript is spliced from 2 exons.
AUGGGGGGGAGUGAGUCCAAUUAUGUGAGUUUAGACCUGGUUAGUGAGUUGAAUCUGAAAACUAAACCUCACCCACACCCAUACAAGCUUAAGUGGUUAGAUAGUAAGGCUAGUGGAUCAUAUGAUAGGAAGAGCUUACAUGAUGGAUUCACAAACACCUACACCAUUAGACAUGAGGGUAAGCUGAAAGACCUGAUUCCCUUGCCACCUUACAAAGCCAUACUACCCCCUAUUAGGAAGCCAGUUCACCUGAUGAGUAGGAAGGUUGGUGAGAAGGAGCUUAAGAAUAAGGAGGUUAUCUAUGCUUUAUUCACUAAGGAAGUAACCCAAGCAGCAGCCAUACCCCCUGAGGUUCAACUAUUGUUGCACCAAUAUCAGGAUGUGUUCCCUGAGGAUCUUCCCAAGGGUUUACCACCUAUUAGAGGGAUAGAGCACCAAAUAGACCUUGAUCCUGGAGUAGCUUUGCCAAAUAAACCAGCCUACAAGACCAAUCCCACAGAGACUAAAGAGCUUCAAAGACAGGUUGAAGAGUUGUUGCAAAGAGGGUAUGUGAGGGGGAGCCUUAGCCCUUGUGUUGUACCCACACUCUUAGUGCCUAAAAAGGAUAGAACCUGA